Molecule: messenger RNA, 750 nt
Organism: Vanrija pseudolonga
Lineage: Eukaryota; Fungi; Basidiomycota; Tremellomycetes; Trichosporonales; Trichosporonaceae
Exons: 3
Coding region: 1-750 (249 amino acids)
Source: RefSeq, a predicted model, not a curated record
AUGCUCCCCCAGACCCAGCUGCACACCCUGCCCGCAACUCUCGCGCUCAUCCUCCUUCUGGUGGCGCUGUUCAACCUCCGGUCCCUCCCGCCGUUCAUUCCCCUCCUCGCCGCAGUCCUCCUUUGCGCCAUGCGCGCGUCGUACGCCGAAGAGCUGCGCCUCGUGCGCGCCGAUCAGGCCGUGGCGGAGGACAUGGUGCGUGUCCUGAGAGGCGAGGUCGUGCGCCUGGAGAGUGUGAUUGCUUUCGAACGCCAGGACGCCCUGCACGACAACGUUACACUUCCUCUCGACCUUGCCCUUCACAGGCUCGUCCUGUUGGGUUUAUUUGUCCAGACCAUCUACCAACUUUUCAUCUUUGCAAACAUAGCGCUCGUUCAUUCCCUCAAGUUCACCUGCCAAUUCGGCAUCCUUGCGAUUAUGAUGCUCAUCCGCCUCGUCCGUUUCGUCUGGUGGCCAGUCGUUGGAGGUACCUGGUGGCUAGUUUCGUCAAACGUUUCGACUCCCGGAUGGGUCCUCGUCCUCGUCCUCCUCGUGUUCCUUGCCCUAAAUCGCAUAGCUUACGACUCGACAAUCAGUGAAGAACGUGCAAAGGCCGAGGUUAUCAAGUGGCGUAGGGACUACUACACUCUCGCACGCGCGAACCGCAACAUCAUCAACCGCCAGGAGGAUGAGCUCGGCCGUCUCCGUACAGCGCUCUCGGGUCAGAACAACGAUCGUGACGCCUCCCUGCCCUUCACGCCGACCAAUUGA